Messenger RNA from Drosophila ananassae, 1165 nucleotides. Its product is annotated as trypsin-4. The transcript is spliced from 3 exons. Gene Ontology annotation, molecular function: serine-type endopeptidase activity. Lineage: Eukaryota; Metazoa; Arthropoda; Insecta; Diptera; Drosophilidae. Bases 290 to 1093 code for a protein of 267 amino acids. Gene Ontology annotation, biological process: proteolysis. The record is from RefSeq and is a predicted model, not a curated record.
AAUUCAGUCAAUCAACUAAAAUCAACUAGACUCCUAACGAAGUCAACUGGGAUUAGUUUCUUCUUGAAUAUCCCCGUACUCUUGCGGAAGUUCAUUGCCAUCGUCAGCGCUGUUAACAAUAAUAAAAUCAUCAAAUCGGGAAACCCACUCGACAAAGGUUAAUUACUAGGCGGAGCAGCUUCUUCAGAAACCGUGUACCCGUCUAGAUAACGACCGAAAUUGAUAACACCAAUGAAUAUAUCGGCCAACAGCUUCCUGCGCUGGUUAGUUUCCAUCCAUAAGCAGCGCCAUGCAGUCUUCUGUCCCGAUUCCGUUGUUAUAUGGGACUCUGCUCAUCCUGGUCUCCCACCCACUUCAUACUGAAGCUGCAGCUCAGCGUGCUCCGGACAGCCGCAUCGUCAAUGGGCGCGAAGCAGCCGACGGAGAGUUUCCGUUCCAGCUUUCGUUGCGCCGCCAAUCAGUUCACAUCUGCGGUGCCUCGAUCCUGUCCGGAUCCUGGGCUAUUACGGCCGCGCACUGCAUCGAUGGCCACGAACGGCAGCCGAACGAGUUCACCUUGCGGCAGGGAAGUGUAUUCCGUGCUUCCGGAGGAAGCGUCCAACCCAUAAAGUCAAUUCACAAACAUCCCUCUUACGAUCGGGCGGAUAUGAACUUUGAUGUGGCGCUCCUGCGCACCCCGGACAGAGCCCUUAGCUCUCCCCUGGGAAAAGUGGCACCCAUCCGGCUUCCAGCGAUUGGAGAAGCUAUCGGAGAAAACGUACCGGCAGUGGUCUCCGGCUGGGGACACAUGAGCACCACUAAUCCCGUGUUAUCGUCAAUGCUUAAGAGCACCACUGUGCUAACGGUCAACCAGGAGCGGUGCCACAACGAUCUGCGUAAUCAUGGAGGAGUUACUGAAGCCAUGUUCUGUGCCGCCGCUAGAAACACGGAUGCUUGUCAAGGUGACAGUGGUGGUCCGAUCACGUCUGGGGGAACCCUCAUUGGGAUUGUGUCCUGGGGAGUGGGCUGCGCGGAUCCAUAUUAUCCUGGAGUCUACACACGCCUCGCACACCCGACUAUUCGCCGCUGGAUUCGCAUGCUAGCCAAGCUGUAAAAUAAAGCUUUGAUUGUAAUUGAUCUUAAAACUGGUAAAGGAAUAAACUUGAAAAAUAGGAACAGAUCAUAA